Molecule: messenger RNA, 729 nt
Organism: Trichobilharzia regenti
Lineage: Eukaryota; Metazoa; Platyhelminthes; Trematoda; Strigeidida; Schistosomatidae
Source: the annotation of a GenBank genome assembly
AUGUCAGGAACUACUCGCCCAGUUAACUGUUCCACUGCUCUGCAAAGAUUAAAACAGGAUUACCUGCGACUGUCACGAGACCCUGUACCUUUUGUAACUGCAGAACCACUUCCAACAAAUCUUUUCGAAUGGCAUUAUGUAAUUAAAGGACCUUCUGACUCACCGUACAAAGGGGGUUAUUAUCAUGGCAAACUUAUAUUCCCCAAAGACUUUCCAUUCCGCCCUCCUUCCAUAUAUAUGAUAACGCCGAAUGGUAGGUUUGCCUGCAAUACCAGACUUUGUUUAUCAAUCAGUGAUUUCCAUCCGGACACGUGGAAUCCUGCUUGGUCUGUCUCUUCUAUUCUUACAGGCUUGUUAAGUUUCAUGUUAGAAAACACUUGUACUAUGGGCAGCAUUCUAACAACAGCAAAUAUGAAGAAACAGUUAGCUAAAAGCAGUGGGGAUUUCAACCUAAAGUCUGAGAUAUUCUGUGAGCUAUUCCCUGAAAUUGUAAAGGAAAUACGUGAAAAUCUAAGAUUGGAAAAGCUUAAAAUUGAAGCACAAAAUUCACUGAAUCGUGGUCGAUCACAGACAGCGACAACGACACCGUCACCAGCAGAUGGGAACACAAAUAAUAAUGCUGAGAAUAGAAAUGAAUGGUAUAUUUCAAAAGUAUUUGUCAUUGUUGUAUUCAGUAUAUUCGCUUUUCUUGUACAACUUGUUAUGCGUUUUCUUGAACCACCGGUUUAA